AAGGAAAGAUUUUGUGUAUUGUCCUGAAAUUGACUCUCCAAAAUUACCAACAAAAAAAAAAGCUUAAUUUAUUUGUCUAUGGAGAUUGUCUAAAAGCCAAAGUCAUAACUGCAACACUUUCCUCCACAACAAUUAUAAAUAAAUUAAUGAAGACCAUUCGCCGCGCGUUACACACAUAUAUAUAUAUGUAUACGCAUGUGUGUGUGCAUAUGUAUAUGUAUAUGUAUAUAUACCUCUCUGCAUGUUUUCCAACCCUCUAAGCUUCCCCGUACCCAGAAUUUGAAGGACCCCAUCACAGAGAAAAGAAAAUAAAAAGGAAAAGGAGAAGAGAAGGAAAACAAACGGCGUCGUUUGUCAUCAGUUUCUCCUUCUUAUUGAGAGAAUCGGCAUUGUUAUACAACAUUCUUCAAGGGGGAGCUAGGUUUGUGAUGAAGAUAAUAGAGGAGGUAGGUUGGAGAGGAAAAUGGAGCUUGCUGAUGAUGGUGUGUUUAACAAUGGCGAAUCUGGUUUGGUCCGAAGCUGUACCUGUCUGGUCUGAGAAGACCCCAGUUAGGAAAUUUUUAGCACUUGAUCCAGGGAUUCAAUUGAAUAGCAAGGAGCAUGAUAAGAUAAUAAUCGAUAAUGGCAUACUUCAAAUUACUUUUUCGAAACCAGACGGUCUGAUUAUAGGAAUAAAAUACAAUGGUAUAGAGAACGUUCUUGAUGAUGCUAAUACGAUUGAUGAUAGAGGUUACUGGGACAUCGUUUGGUACGAGCCAAAUACCCCAUUAAAAAUAGACAAAAUAGAAGGUACCCAAUUUAGGGUUGUGACCCAAAACGAAGACCAAAUAGAGAUUUCUUUCUCAAGAACAUGGAAUCAGUCCAAUCUUGGAAGUCAAGUUCCCUUGAACGUAGACAAAAGGUACAAAUUAUUUCUCAAGAUGUUUACUAGCACUCAUUAUACUGGGAAAGAGGUGGAUACAGAAUAUAGAAAUGGAGAGACAUGGAAGAAAGUUUUUGGUCCUGUUUUUGUUUAUUUAAACUCUCAGUCUCGUCAGUCUCCAGAACAGAGCAACAAAAAUCUUUGGGAAGAUGCCAAAAGACAGAUGGUUAGGGAAGUACAAAGCUGGCCUUACGAUUUCGUAGAAUCAGAAGAUUUCCCUCGUGCAGAGGAGCGAGGAACAGUAGCAGGUCAAUUACAAGUCCUCGACAGGUAUAUAAACGCGAAAAUUAUCUUGCCAAGAUUUGCCUCUGUGGGUUUGGCUGCUCCUGGAGAAACUGGAUCGUGGCAAACAGAAGCCAAGGGUUAUCAGUUCUGGACUCAGACAGACAAUAGAGGGUAUUUCACAAUCAAUAAUAUCAGACCUGGGACUUAUAAUCUAUAUGCAUGGGUUCCUGGCUUUAUUGGAGAUUAUAAGUAUAACGUUGACAUUCAGAUCGAUCCAGGGCGUACCAUCAAAUUAGGUAGCUUGGUAUAUCAGCCUCCAAGAAAUGGUCCUACAAUGUGGGAAAUCGGUAUCCCAGAUCGAACUGCUGGAGAAUUUUACAUUCCAGAUCCUUACCCAACGUUGAUGAAUGGAUUACCUGCAACCAACUAUAACAACAAAUUCAGACAAUACGGAUUAUGGAAUCGUUAUACAGAUUUAUACCCUAAUGAGGAUCUAACCUACACAAUUGGAGAGUGUGAUUACAGUGAGGAUUGGUUUUUCGCUCAAGUCAAUAGGUAUAAUAUAUGGAACACAUAUUGUUUCUUUGCAAAUAUAUGUAUAUAUAUAUGUAUGUAUAUAAUGAUUAAAGUGUAUAAUCAUCUGAAGGUUCGGAUCAACAAGCCAGUCAGAGAAGCUCCAGAAUUUUCAACGGGAUUGAUCGGGAGAGAUAAUGCAAUUGCAAGACAUGGAAUUCAUGGGUUGUAUAAAUUAUACAGAAUUGACGUGAAAAGCAAUUUACUUGUUAGAGGGAAGAACAUAAUAUAUCUACGACAAUCAAGAAGUGCCGGCCAAUUCCAAGGUCUCAUGUAUGAUUAUAUUCGAUUAGAAGAGCCUCCAAGAACUUGAUUCAAUCAAAUGCACAAUCUGAUUUUUUUUUUAAUUAAUUUUUUUUAGAGAUAAUAAGAUUUAUUUGGACUUGUGAUUAUUAAAUAAAUUCCUGUAACUAUUUGUAUAUUUAUGUAUGUUUAUUAUAGUAAUCAUUUAAUUA
This is a messenger RNA of Carica papaya (papaya), 2175 nucleotides long. NCBI's taxonomy places the organism in Eukaryota, Viridiplantae, Streptophyta, Magnoliopsida, Brassicales, Caricaceae. The record is from RefSeq and is a predicted model, not a curated record.